CAAUAAGGUUUCGCGAAACCUCUGGAAUUCAGUACAUCACCAGUUUGCUGACUGUGUCACGCCAUUCACCACAGUUUUAGUCUCUGUCGCUCGCCAAGAACAUGAAUCAUAAAUAAAUUUCCACCAUUAACAAUGUUGAAUCACUACUUCACAAUUGCAGUUGUGGUGGUAGCUGUGGGUGAAUCGAUAGCAUUUCAAUCCCAAUAUUUGUCAACAACACAGCCAGCACUUCCAGCCAAGGAAAAUGAAGCAAUAUAUUGGACGGAUAACGGUACACCAGUUUGGAACGUAACACGUACGAAAACUGUGGCACUACCACACGAAUGGAUGCUUUUAAAACCGACACUUGAUUUUCCGAGAACACCGCCUGAGGAUGACUUUAAAAUGCCCCAUUUACUCGGUGAAAGUCAACUAUUUUCGGUUGAUUUUUUGCACGAGUUUUUAACAGCCAUUCAGCCAUACGAUAUUCCACUGGAUCUCCUCAGAGACGCAGUGGAAGACCGUAUAACAACAUCGAAGUUCAUAUCAGAGUCCAUGCAUAUGGAGGUCGGCUUCCUCUCGCUUCUCGGGGUCUCCUGUAUUUUGGCGUGCGUGAUUCCUGGCACUGAGCUCUGGCUCGCCUGUCGUCCAAUCAGGGAUUAUAAACCCUCACAACAUCCUGGAUUUCUGGCCUUUCUAUUGUCCAUUCUCGUUUUACUACUUGGGAUUGGAAUAAGUGGAAUGAUCGUAUCGAAUGAGGCCGCGAACAUCGGAAUAUCGAAAAUACCAAUCGUCGUGGAAACAGCUCUCCAGGAUUUCAGGGACUACCAUACAGGAACAACUGGUCACAUACGCAAGUGUCUCACGAGGAGUCUUGAUGUCGCCAGCGAGGCCAUCAUGGCCGAUUUAGAUAAUGUGGAGGAGUUGCUCGGGAAACCCGUACAAGCGGAUUUGGCAACGGAAACUGGACUGGAGAUCGCUCUCGCUAAAUUUUUUCAAGUUUCCAAUACGAGCCAGGAACUUUCAAGCCGUGCAAAGACCAUUCUGAAAAAAGGUGAACGAGCUCGUGAACUAGGUGCUGGAUUGAGUCGUGAAGCGGAUGGGCUGCGACGUGAGCUUGAAUCACUGGCAGCUGCCUGUGCACCCCAGGAUCGUCCUCUUUGUGCAACAAUCAAUCCGGCUGGUCUUACAGUUUCGUUGAGGCUCGACCGGUUACUUAGAGACGAGAGGCUAUUACGUCUACGUGAAGUCAGUCAGGACAAUUUAACUGAGGCUGGGCGUCAAGCACGCGGGGAGUACCUUUACGUGCCGCAUUACAUUGCUCGGAGAACACUCGAGGCAAGGAAUUAUAUACGACGCGAUAUAAAUUCAGCGCGCACCAGAAUAUUCGAGGAAGCACGGAGCAUUGAAUCAACUAGUACUGAACUCAACGGACAAUUAAAGACAGUGAGGAAAAUCGCAAAUUAUGUGGUGCCGUAUAUUGAGGGGUUUGAGGAAAUCAGAUGGCUGGUCGGCGUUGGUGCAGUCGUCGGUGUUCUUCUCGUCUGGAUAUUGCUGAUGGCUGCGCUGAUAUGCCGUUGUGGAUCAACCGAUGGCAAAAUACGAACUACCCUGUUGUGUGCUGCAGUAGUCAGCUGUCUUGUAUCCAUUGGCCUUUGGGGCGUUGUGAUAGGAGCACUUGGAAUUUCCACCAAUACGGAGAUGCUGGUAUGCCGGCCACUCGGGGAUCCCAACUAUCGAGCAUUAGAAACUAUUCUGGAGUCCAAAUUGUUUUUGGGACAACCGUUGGCCAUGCCACUCAAUGAACUUUUGCAAAAAUGCGAGCAGGAUGAAGCGGUUUAUCCCGCCUUUCCACUAGGCAAAACCUCAAACUUGGAACAACUGGCAGAUUACUGGAUGUGGCCGGGACUUUCCAAAGCCUUUUCUCUGCUUAAAGUUGAUCUCAAAGGUUUUAAAAUACUUACACCAAGCUUGGAGGGCAAACUGGAAAGCCUUCUCUAUGCUUGUAAGCCUAAUCUCACAGAGCAUAAGAUAACGAUUCGAGGUCCAAUUGUCAGUCAAGACAUGAUCACGAUGUCAAAUCAAAUUUACAAUGUUGGAAAUCAAUUGUCCGAUAUGAGGAGUUCAAAGGCAUUCAUGGGUAUCAGUACAGCGAUGCAGAGCCUUAUCGUGACAAAAGUUAGACCAUUAGUGGAAAUUCAGGACAAUCUAAUCGAUCAACUGACUACUUUGGAGAUGCAGUUGGAACCCUUUCACCGGAAAGCCAAUCAAACUCUUGCUCAUUUGAGAGCUGUGCAGAGUUAUAUUGAUGAUCAAGGGGAUGUUAUUGCUCAAAUGAAAACCAAGAGCUACGUUGAAAGAUUGACUGGUUAUCUUGAUCAAUGGCGCACUCACGUUUUCAAUGAAAUGAGAGCAGGUGUUACCAAGUGUCGUCCACUGUGGAACAUCGCUAAUGGUAUUAAAUUACUAAUGUGUCAGCAUGUACUAGGUCCACUGAAUGAAUGCUGGUUUAUCACUGUUUUAUGCAUCUGCAUCAUGAUGCUGAGUACGCCUGUCGCACAUACCUUGGCAUCGGUGUAUCGACGUGACUCGAAAAAUAUUGACACCUUUCAGUCGGGCAUAAUAACACCACCUGACACGCAGAGCAUCAACAGAGACACUUGGCGAACGCCACCACCCCCGCCGCCACAGGGCAAUUGGGUGACUAUAUAGGAUCCACUCAACCCUGAGGAAGGGGCUGGUGAGGAGAUAAAUCAAUACAAGGUGAAUACAGAAGAAUGAGGAGACUCUUCAGACAUAAUGAAGUGUUAAUGACUGAAAACAUUGGACUUAAUUGACGACUAUGUUUGUAUGUUAUGUAUUUAUAUGAUUUUUAUUCAUCGCAGCCCAGUUACCGAAAUUGUUCAUGGAAAUAAUUAUGACAGGUUUAGAAUUUAUUGGUCCGAAGAAAAAAAUUCACCAAAACUUACCCUUUAAUUACCCGUUAACGAUGAGGCCCGAAUAUAACUGAUUAUUGCACGGAGAGAAAAGUCUGCGAAAAAUUACUGUGCCGGACACUAAAAUCGAAGGCCAACAUAUUAGACUAUUGGAAUGUUUUUUACUCACACAGAAAAAUUCCUGUCAAUACCGUAAAUUAAUUUGAAAAUAAAUGAAAAUAAAUUUUGGUAUUAAUGAUAUGUAGCCACGUAAAAUUUACUAAACAGCACCAUAAAAUUUUAAGGUCUCUCGUUGUUUAUGAAAAAUUGAUAAAAAUCUGUGAAAAAUUCCGCUCUAAGUCAGUUUAUUUUAAUGAGUCUUCCUUCUUUUAUUACUAAUUAAUGAUAUAUGACUUCGUAAAAUUGACUAAAUAGGAGUAUAAAAUUAGCAGAUCUAUCAUUUUUUAUUUGCGUUUAGUCGAAAAAUUGAUAGAAAUUUUUUAAAAUUUCUGUCCAGAUCAGUUUAUUUUAUUGUGAUUUCCUCCAUUUUUUACUGUGCCGCACAGCAAUUUUUCGUUAACUCAUUGUGAUUGGCUAACGAUGAGCGCCGAAUGUAACCGAUUAUUGCCGACGUUGGACGUCGUCAUGAGAAACGUUGCAUCAGACUUUGAAUUUUGACGAGACCGAUAUAGAACUUUUCCCAAGCUGAUAAAGAAAUUUUACUACGCGACACAGUAAUUUUUCUCACGUCUGCAAUUUUUUAUAAUUUUCAUCAGAAUCACACCAUAAAAAUUCUCAGAUUUUUCUCUUCACGUGUAAGUUGGUCCGACUGACCGAAGGUUAUGGCUCCCGAGGGUUGAGUGAGCAAAGGGGAGAUGAAGUGAUCUGAAAUUAUAUCAUGACGGAUAGAAAGGCGGCUGAGCUUGCGUGUCCCAAAGUGUUGUUAGCAAUACACUGGUACGUUCCCGUGUGCUGUCUCAUGACUGAUGAAAGUUGCAUCCAGGAUGUCUUCAUGAGAUUCUCGGGGCCAUCGGUUGUCACCACUGUGCCCCCAUGUUCUUCACCUAGGAUGAAAUAUUUUAAGUAGUUAAAUUAUAAUUCAUGGAAAAUUGUUUUGUAAACUUUGAUAAAUGAAUAAUAAAAUUAUGACUAAACAA
Molecule: messenger RNA, 4051 nt
Organism: Diachasmimorpha longicaudata
Lineage: Eukaryota; Metazoa; Arthropoda; Insecta; Hymenoptera; Braconidae
Gene: Prom
Product: prominin
Exons: 17
Coding region: 133-2691 (852 amino acids)
Cellular component (GO): membrane
Source: RefSeq, a predicted model, not a curated record